Molecule: messenger RNA, 6325 nt
Organism: Siniperca chuatsi (mandarin fish)
Lineage: Eukaryota; Metazoa; Chordata; Actinopteri; Centrarchiformes; Sinipercidae
Gene: dnajc6
Product: DnaJ (Hsp40) homolog, subfamily C, member 6
Exons: 18
Coding region: 458-3337 (959 amino acids)
Biological process (GO): clathrin-dependent endocytosis; synaptic vesicle uncoating
Cellular component (GO): cytoplasm; intracellular membrane-bounded organelle; vesicle
Molecular function (GO): clathrin binding
Source: RefSeq, a predicted model, not a curated record
ACAUGAAAAUGUCCUGUAUUGAUCAGCUAUAGUCGUAUUCACAACUACUGAUUAGAGUAUGUGAAUAAUAGGUGCAGCAAUAACAUUAGAGGAUUGCGUGUUGGGGUGGAUUUCCCUUUUACUCAGUCGGGGACUACAGCCACAGCAGCAACAGCAGCAGCGUCGUAGUAAAAUGCGGUGCUGCUGAGAAAAGAGGAAGCGAUAGACAGAAACAGACAGAGAGAGAGAGAGAGAGAGAGAGAGCAUCCGGCAGAACAUUUCUUUCCACAGAGAACAGAGGAGACCGGUCGUCCUCUCCUCCUCGGACAUGUGGUGCACCCAGCAGCAGCAGCAGCAGCAGUAGCAGCACAGGCAGCAGCGGCGGCUGUGGCGGUGUGUGGCGGCGACGGCGCGGCGUAGCCUACUACGUCUUUGGGGCUUCUUUUGUCUUAAAUUCCUUUUUUUGUGUCCUUCGGUAAUGAGCUUACUGGGGGCCUACAAGAAAAAGACCAGUUACGAUGGCUAUGAAUCUUUGCAGCUGGUCGAUAGUGGCGGAGAUAGCUUCUGUAUCGGCAGAGGGAGCAGCAGCGGCAGCACCACACUCGCAGGCUCCAUAGCGGCCACCCUUGGACCGAAGGCAGGCCCGCUGAGAGAGGAGGACUGCAGCACCAUGGACAGCUCAGAUAUGGAUGCCAGUUAUGGUGGAGGACUGUUGGAUAUGGUGAAGGGAGGAGCCGGGAAGUUCUUCAGCAACUUCAAGGACAACUUGAAGGACACGCUGAAAGACACCUCUACCAAGGUCAUGCAUCAGGUUGCCACGUACACUAAAGGGGAGCUGGACAUUGCCUACAUCACAUCACGGAUCAUAGUGAUGACCUACCCGGCGGAGUCAGUGCAGAUUGGCUACCAGAACCAUGUAGAGGACAUUCGCUCCUUCCUCGACAGUCGCCAUGCCGACCACUACACUGUCUUCAAUCUAUCACAGCGCAACUACCGCGGCGCCAAAUUCUCCAACAGGGUAUCAGAGUGUAACUGGCCUUCUCGCCAGGCUCCCAGCCUUCACAACUUGUUUGCUGUGUGUAAGAACAUGCACAACUGGCUCAAACAGAAUCCCAAGAAUGUGUGUGUCAUCACCUGCUCGGACGGUCCUUCUCCCUCGGGUGUUUUGGUUUGUGCCAUGUUCUGCUUCUGCCACCUCUUCAACAACCCGGUUCCCGCCAUGCAACUGCUCAGCGCCAAGAGACCAGGUUUCGGCCUCUGGCCCUCACACCGCAGGUACAUAGGCUAUGUGUGUAGCAUGGUAUCAGAGAAGCCCAGUCUACCCCACUCCAAGCCCUUGGUAAUCAAGGCCCUCACCAUGAUUCCGGUCCCCUGCUUCAACAAGCAGCGUAGCGGCUGUCGGCCCUUCUGCGACGUCCUCCUAGGAGAGACAAAGAUCUUCACCACUGCACAGGACUACGAGAGGAUGAGAGAGCACAGGGUCCAAGAGGGUAAGGUUGUUUUCCCUCUGGGUGUGAGCGUGCAAGGAGACGUCGUUGUUUCAGUCUACCACAUGAGGUCGACCAUUGGAGGACGUCUCCAGGCCAAGGUGUCCAACACCCAGAUCUUCCAGAUCCAGUUCCACACUGGCUUCAUUGCUCCUGGUACCACCAUGUUAAAGUUUAACAAACCAGAACUGGAUGCAUGUGACUCUCCUGAGAAGUAUCCCCAGCUUUUCCAUGUGAUACUGGAUAUGGAGGUGGAGGAGGUGGACAAGCAAAAAGACCUGACGCCGCCGUGGGAGCAGUUCCCCUGUAAAGACCUCAACCCCAACGUGCUCUUCUCCUGCCACCAGGAGCAUCAGGACGCACUGGCUAUUGCUGAGCCAAGCCGGCCCCACGGAGGUCCAGAGGGUCGGGGCCACGGUGAGGAGAGCGAGCCCUCAGAUGAUGAGAUGCUCUCUCUUUCCAGCCAGCGAAGCAAUACCAGCACGGCCCCCCAGAAACCUGACCCCCCUGCUUCAAUGCCCCCUGCACCCGCUGAGGAAGUGGAUCUUCUUGGCCUCGAUGGGGAGGAGAUCAACCGCCUGUGUCCUUCAUCUGAGCCCCCAUCUACUGCAGCUGCAACCACUGACCUCCUAGGGGACUUGUUCGGGGCCCCAACCCUGCCAACCAGUGGGCCGUCAUCUGCCCAGUCCACACCACAUAAAGCAGUCCCAAACACUGCCUCGCCAUGUCACUCUCCUGCGCCACCAGCGUUUGAUCCCUUUGGGACGGGUCCCAUGCCUAAGCCUCAGGACAUGAUGGGUUCAUUCCUUGGACCAGGUAAUGUGGGGCAGCCAGACCCCUUCCUGCAUGCUGCUCGCUCUCCAUCACCCACCCUGCAGCCUACAAGCUUGGGCCGGAGUUCCCCAGUCCCGCCAACCACCCCAACCGUCAACAUUCAGCAGCAAAAUGCCAAGGGACGAUGGGACUGGAACAGACCCGCUACCACAAGCACAGGAGGAGGCUUUGGUAUGGGCAGUCGAUCAGCCACUACUAGCCCCACAGGCUCGGUCCACAGCACCCCCACCCACCAAACCAAGCCAAACACCCUGGACCCGUUCGCUGACUUAGGCAACCUUGGGGGAAGCCUUGGAGCAGGUUCUGGCUUCUCCAGCAAACCCACCACUCCUACUGGAACUACCCCUUCCAUCCCUCCCAUGGGCUCCCCAUCGCGACCUCCUCCAUCUCCCCAGCAUGCACCUGGCUUCCCGGCGUGGCAGCCUGGUGCUGGAAGCGGUGCAGGAUGGCAACCCCAAGGACAGGGCCCUGCCUCGCAGCCAAAGCCCAGCCCCAGCCACACCCCCAUGCCUCACACAUCGCCCCAGAACCGACCCAACUACAAUGUCAGCUUCUCUGCAAUGGGAGGGGGCUCGCCCAGCGCAGGGGGGAAGGCACAGGCUGGCAUGGGUUCUAAGCCCAAGGCCUCGCAUGCCAACUUUGAUGACCUGCUGUCUGGUCAGGGCUUUGCAGGGACAAAAGAGAAGAAAGGGCCCAGGACUAUAGCAGAGAUGAGAAAGGAGGAGAUGGCCAAAGAGAUGGACCCUGAGAAACUAAAGAUUCUGGACUGGAUCGAGGGGAAGGAGCGUAACAUCCGCGCUCUGCUAUCCACCAUGCAUACUGUGCUGUGGGAGGGAGAGACGCGCUGGAAGCCUGUGGGCAUGGCUGACCUGGUUACUCCAGAACAGGUCAAGAAGGUCUACCGCAAAGCAGUCCUGGUCGUCCACCCAGAUAAGGCGACAGGACAGCCCUAUGAACAAUAUGCCAAGAUGAUUUUCAUGGAACUAAAUGAUGCCUGGUCAGAAUUUGAAAGCCAAGGACAAAAACCCCUCUACUGAAUAAAUAGUGAGAGGAAGUGAGCGAGGAGAAGACGUCCUUGCUGAUUCUGUCAUCUAAUCCUAAAAAUGUGUCACCAUCUCUGGUCAACAUACUACAGCCACACCCUACAACAUCUGCCUUUAUACCUGUGCUUUGACCCGUACUUCUCUUCUCACCACACACACAGAACACAGAACAUCCAGUUGUUUUGCAAAGACGGCAGAAGACUACAGAACUCCAGCGCCCAGACUAACAGUAUAACUGAACUAAUAACUCCCUGUAGCUCAAAUGUACCUACUUACUGUAUGUAUGUGGUGCAACAUUGUCCUUCCUUGUUGAGUGUCCUUAUCCCUGAACCGACCUACCAAUCAAAGCAGAGUCACCGGGACAAAAACAGAGAAAUGCUUGAUUCAGAAGAGUCAGAUCAAAAGAGAGCAAGAGACGAUGGACACACAAGAUAAGAGAAAAACGCAUCAGGGAGUAAACUGAAUUAGCAUUUCACAGACUGCUUUAAAUAAGGGAUUCAGAGCGCCAGGUAGUCUGUAAGGCACCAAAUGUAUUUAACAGCAAUCAAUCCAUUUACCCACAAAAGAUUAUUUUGGGGAAGUAGAUUUUGCUUUGUACUUUGUGGGAAAACUGGAUCUAUGAUCAGUUCUAUCAUAUCAAAGCCACAGUUUUUCAUGCAGUUAAAUGUUCCUAGAAAUACAAAAAAAGAACAGAGGCAUCAAGCUACUAUACAUUUUUUACUGAUUGAAGUGAAAUUGAACUAAAGCCAAACCUGUCCUCCUUUUAAAAUAGGCUUUGGAGGUACACAUUAUCAAUCUAUCUAAUUUAGAAAGUGUUAUGAAAGUGCAAAGAGAAUGAAAGCAAACUGCUAUCACUGCUUUUGACAGUAACAGGUUGGCUGACAUCUCCAUUAGCCUUAGAAUUUGGUCUGCUGAAGAUAAUUGAAAAACAUGGGGCUCUACAAUAAAAACACAGGUCAGAAGGCUGCUACAAUUUCAGUUCCUGACUUAAUAUUCAUGUGACAGAUUAAGAAAAAGGUGUUCUACUGUAGGAGAGUGAUUUAUCAUUGGUGAGUCUGCUGUAAUCAAGCCUUGUUUGUUUCCAUGUUUGCAGGGAACUGGGGAUUGUAUAUUGUAUUUUAGGGAUUAGCACAUGUACAGUUCCAUACAUGAAGCACCUUGAGGCCUCAUGCAUACUCACUUAUACAGUAACAUGUAUUUUUGCAAGGGAGCUCUGUGAAAGCACAAACUGACAACUUCACUCAGUGCAGGUUUGAAGGAAAGCCAUUGUUAUUUAUUUAUUAGUUAAUUUGUUCAUCUUUAUGUUGUUGUUUUGUGUAUCAGACCUGCUGCAUUUUGGUUUAAAUGAACUGCACAUGUCAUCAGCUAAUGUAUGUACAGGACAUUUUUGGGCCAUUAUGUUUAACUCAUCAAAUGGGCUGACAAGCUAGGAAAACAUGGGAAUCAUUUGUAAGAUUAUAUCACAGUUUUUCACAGCUCAUCUGACGUUUCUAUUGCCCCCACAAACUCCCUACAACGCUAAAAGAGUCGUGGGUUGAUAUUGCAGACAGACUGUCAGACUGAUGAGUGAAUUAAUGUGCUUUACUGUAUUGCACUACUUCAUAUCUCAAAUUCCUAAUUUCACUCAGAUCCAAUUUAUAUCUGCUGUCAUUAACGCACUUUUAUCAAAACACUGAUUUGCAGUGAUUGCGACAUGUUUUUUUUUAUUACUUUAUUUAAUUUAUUUACAAUUGUGAGACAUUUCUGUCAGACCACUGACACUUUUAUUUAUAAUUAUCAUUCAGCUUUUUGUCUGGAUGAGUAAUAUUGACACUAUUUCAUAUCAACAGUGAGGUACAACACACAUGGCUCAAAGUAUCAACCUUUUUUCAGGAGCUGUACAUGUUGCAGGUGCCGUUUCUAAUAGUUUGAAUCCAGAAAAUGUCAAUUCUCUCCAUAUAAUUUCACUAAUAUGCUGAUUGGUGAUCCUCUGUAUGAUGGAAAUUGACUUUUGACAUUAUCUUCAUGUGUAACAAAUAUUUCAUAGUCCUGGGAUGAAGUCCAUGGGCCAAUGUGAAACAUAUGCAAAAACAAAAUAUAUGUAUUUACUUAUUUGCAAGCGGAAACUGAAGCAACUCUCAAAUUAUUUUAGGGGUUUGGGGUUUUCACUGGACACUAGUAUGAUCCUAUCCUUACCUUUCAGCUUUGUGUUACUGACAGACUGUUAUUCUGAUGUUUGACAUCUGUUAUCAGUUCAAAAAUGUGUUUAAAAUCAAUUUUAACAAAUGCAAAUUUAGCAGAAUAUUUGCCUUCACAUGUUCAUGAACUAGUUAAAUUCUUUAUAUUGUAACUGUUUUCAUGCGCUCUCUCUCUGUUUUGGAGAUUUAGAUGAAGGAUUAGAUCAUUUUUUGGUAUAAUCCUUGUUAACCAUCAUAAUGUCUUUUCCCUUUGUUGGACUUCAUUAUUGCCCAGGAUUCCCAGUUUGUUCAUCUAUGUUGAAGAUUGUUGACUGAAUACUGAUCAGUGGAAAAAGAGUAUGACUGCAAUAAAGCGCUGUUUCUUCAACUGGUUUGGGACCCAGAAUGGAUUACAUCCCUGAACUCUGAUCUACAGUCUGCUGCUUUCUUUGGUGACUUGCCAGACACAGGAGGUGUGUUGUAUGUGCUUCUGUGCUCUAUUUCCACUGAGGACCUACAUGUGAAAUAACCCUCAUUAGCUCCCUCGCUGACUGAAUUCUCUAUCUGCAAUCUUAUGACUAUGUUAAAAAGCUAACCUCUAUAGUGUAGUUAAUGGAUGUGUAUUUGAAGUUGUGGUAUGUAUGGAAGUGAUCAGAUUUGGAUACAGACUACUGUAUGUUAUGUGUUUGCCUGUCUGCUGUUCAAGUAUUACAAAAUUGUGUAAAAAUUCUGUUCAUGUGCUCCUUUUCAGUUCUGUUUACUGUUACAGGAUGUACAUAAUGAUCAAGUGCAGUGCACAAAAAUAAAUAGUAAACAGAAAACAGAA